Manis pentadactyla (Chinese pangolin) is the source of this 929-nucleotide messenger RNA. It is a transcript of the gene TAS2R16, whose product is annotated as taste 2 receptor member 16. Gene Ontology annotation, biological process: sensory perception of taste; detection of chemical stimulus involved in sensory perception of bitter taste; G protein-coupled receptor signaling pathway. Gene Ontology annotation, molecular function: bitter taste receptor activity; G protein-coupled receptor activity. Gene Ontology annotation, cellular component: membrane. The record is from RefSeq and is a predicted model, not a curated record. Lineage: Eukaryota; Metazoa; Chordata; Mammalia; Pholidota; Manidae.
AUGCCUGUGGUGAAAUUACAAAGGAUAGAAGAGCAAGGAGUCAAUGUUCCAUUCCCCUUGAACAGCUCAGAGUGUGAAUACAGCUCUGCUUCACCACAGACUGCUGGCUGCUCAGCUCAAGCUCACAACACGCAGUCCAACUCACAUGGCCUCUUCAUUAUCACCCAUGAGCUUGAGUCCUUGGGAACAAUUGUGCAGAGCAGGUUAAUUGCCGCAGUGCUGGGCAGAGAGUGGGUGCAGGUCAAAUGGCUGUCACCUGUGGGUGUGAUUCUCACCAGCCUGGACUUCUGCCUUUGGUGGGCAUUGAUGCUGUACAAUUUUUGCUCCUAUUUCAACCCUAACUAUCAAAUGACUGCAGUGGCCACUCCUUUCCUCCCAUUGCUGGCCUUCACUGUCUCGCAGUUGGCCUCACUGUCCCAGCACUUGCGGUAAAUGCUACCCCACAGUGCUGGCCACUGCACCUCCAGCAUGAGAGCUCAGUCCCCUGCCCUGAUGUCUCACACCAUCUUCCUCAACUUCUUCCCCUCUUGCUUCCUGACCCUCCUCAUCUCUGUUAUAAGCAUCCCAUUUGAUGAGAAGUCCUGGUUCUGUGCCUGGGAAGCUGUCGUCUGUGCUAGAGUCUAUAGUUCCACUUCACUAAUGUUGAGUGGCCCUACAUUGAUUAAGGCUUUAAAGGUAAGGUGCUGGGCCUAGAGGCUGACUGAGCACAGGGGCAAGACCCCUGGGCACCUGGGAGUUUGCAGUGACACAACUAAUACCAGUAAGCAGCAGUACUCUGCACAGUACCCUGUGUGAUAGUUUGCCAAGUUUGUAUUUCCAAAAAAACAUUGAUUUCAAAUAUCAAAUUAAAAAAAUAUUAAUUUCACCUAUCUUUUCUAUUGUUUUCCUGAUCUCUGUUUCAUUUCUUUCCACUCUGAUAUUACUUAUUU